GUAUCAACAACGGUCAACGUGGACGGUCACGUCCUGGCGGUCUCAGACAACAUGUUUGUCCAUAACAACUCCAAGCACGGCAGAAGGGCUCGACGUCUAGACCCUUCUGAAGCUACCCCCUGCAUCAAAGCCAUCAGCCCUAGUGAAGGAUGGACCACGGGAGGAGCCACAGUCAUCAUCAUAGGAGAUAACUUCUUUGACGGUCUCCAAGUCGUGUUCGGGACGAUGCUUGUGUGGAGUGAGCUGAUUACACCCCACGCCAUCAGAGUGCAGACCCCACCCAGGCACAUCCCAGGAGUCGUGGAAGUCACUCUCUCCUACAAGUCCAAGCAGUUCUGCAAAGGAGCUCCUGGACGAUUUGUCUACACUGCUUUGAACGAGCCGACCAUCGACUACGGCUUUCAGAGGCUACAAAAGGUCAUUCCCAGACAUCCAGGAGAUCCAGAGAGGUUACCGAAGGAGGUGUUGCUGAAGAGAGCAGCUGACCUUGUGGAGGCUCUGUAUGGGAUGCCCCACAACAACCAGGAGAUCAUCCUGAAGCGAGCGGCCGACAUCGCUGAGGCCCUGUACAGCGUCCCGCGUAACCACAACCAGAUCCCCUCACUGGGCAACACGGCGUCGCACGGCGGCAUGAUGGGGGUCAACUCGUUCGGCAGCCAGCUCGCCGUCAACGUCUCAGAAACAUCACAGGGUAAUGACCAGGGAUACAGCCGUCAAACCAGCAGUGUGUCCCCUCGAGGCUACGUCCCCAGCAGCACACCACAACAGGCCAACUACAACACCGUUAGCAACAGCAUGAACGGCUACGGAAACCCCAUGUCCAAUCUGGGAGUACCCAGUUCACCAGGCUUCCUCAACGGCUCCUCUGCCAACUCCCCCUACGGCAGUAAGUAUCAAGUAGUGCCGUCGAGCCCCACCAUGGCAGCCUCUUCGGUCAGCCUCUCUACAAACUGUAGCAGUACACACGGCAUUUUCUCAUUCUCACCUGCCAAUGUCAUCUCUGCAGUGAAACAAAAGAGCGCCUUUGCCCCUGUUGUAAGGCCCCAAGCUUCUCCACCACCUUCUUGCACCAGUGCAAAUGGCAAUGGACUUCAAGGGAUGUCCGGACUCGUUGUCCCACCCAUGUAAAACGAACACUCUUCUCCCCCCCCCCCCCCCCCGAGCACCAGUCGUCACAAAAGGGGCUGCAGGGGGACUUGUUUAGUACCCUUUAGAAGAUUCUGGUUGAAUCUGUGUCAUCAAUCAUGAAUAAAAUCAACAACAUAUUCUGUUUAUUCAGAGGAGAAAAAAAAAGACUUGUUUCAAAAGAUUUUAUUCAAACAAUUAUGAAUUGUGACAUGCAAGCCACUCUGUCAAUUAACUAUUUAAUUUUAUUGACUGAUUUCUUGUCAUAUUUGACCAUUUCUCAGUCUUGAAGAAAGGAAGGAAGAAAAAAUUAGCUAUUUUGUAUAAAAGUGUCUGGUUUGAUCUUUGGCUUUGUCUAGUUGUUGCUAUGUGUUGGGAGAAUCUUUGAGGAGGAUCAAUUUGAUGAACAACACUGAUGACAAUACCUCAGAACAUGUUUCUCUUUUACACGAUGCAACAACAGUUGAGCGUCUCUAUAAAUGUGAAUUUCUUAUUUCUUUCUCUUUUUAAUUUGUGCUAAAGAGAAAAAGGGCCAAGACAGUGUGAACACAUUUACAACUGGAAAUAAUAUGAAAUAAUAUGAUUUAAUUUUAAAUUUUUUUUUUAAUUAAAAAACAUUAACAUGAAGAGUUAAAUACAAAAUAAUUUGAUUGGCCGACUUACUUUAUCAAUAAAAACAUAUUACUUUCUAAUUUAUUGUAGGUAGAAAUUGUAAGUCAAUGAUUAUUAUUGAUUCUUUUUUUUGCCUUCAAAAAGCACACUAACAGAGAUGAAAAGCUACUGUCUUGUUGGUAAAAAUAAACUACUUCCACUUCUGCAGCUUACAGUUAAGCAAGUGUGAUCUGCAAUGUUUUUCAACUGUUUUUGCUAGCACUGUAUAAUACUCCAUUCUUAGGCUACUGUGAAGUCUAUGUCUCUUGUAUCAGAAGGUUGUCCAUUUACUUCUGUCUCCUUAUUCCCUAAUGUGUUUUUUGUAUGUGGUUAUACAAUUGUAGACUUUUGUGAUUUUGCCAAAGUUGUAGCUAAAUAUUUAUACACUUGUCUUGAAUUUUUUUUCCAGAUCAACUUAAAAUAUUUAGGACAAGAGUUUUAAUUCCUUCUAGAAACAGUGAGGGGUAAAUCAUCGUACACAUCGCAAACACUUUAACAUAAACACUUGCGGUUACUAAGGGAAUUUUUUGUAACAUAUCAAUUAUAAAUAUUGUAUUUAUCUUCAAAUUUUUUUUGUAAAAUUUCUUUCGAUCAUUUAAUUUGAUCUUGUACGUAUUGUUUGUCAUGGCCAGAUAUUGUGAUAUAAUACAGAACAUUAAGCCAAUAACUAUCGCCUACAUUCACUUCUUAUUUUUUUUGUAUCGAUAGAUCGCAAUGUCUAUACAUUUCAUUUGUAUCUCAAAUUGACAUUUUACUUUUGUCAAAAAAGAAUGAAUUUUUGUUGGUCAUAGUUUUUUUUUCUUUUUGUGAAAAAAAAAAACAGUCAAAGUUCAUUGUUUAUUUUUGUAUUAAUAUAAGUUAUAUAAAACGAAAUACUUUUUUUUUUUUGUUGAAAAAAACUGUUUGUUGUAUAGUCAAAUGACUUGUUUGUGACACAUGGCUGUAUCAAUAAUAGUAGACUGUGUGCAUGUCCAGCCGCCCCCCCCCCCCCCCCCCUCCCUCCCUCCCCCAGAGGUAUGAUUCAAUUCUUGGUCGUACAUUUUGGUUUUCGUAGAAUGUAAAAAAGUCAUUUUUUUACCUGCUACCCCAUAUCACUUAGCAGAACUGUCUUAAAAACAGGGAUUUUAAAUUUUAAAAAACACACACAUGAAAAACCAUCUAAUCUGGAUUAGAAAAUACAUGUUAAGAAUCACUGAUGUUUAUUAGAAUCUGUCAGGAGAAGCUCUUUGGAAGGCCCGAGAGUGAUCUGCUGGUUGAAUGACAUCAAUCUGUAUCUACACCACAAUGCCAAUCCUUGCUCCAUGAACAUGAUCUAUGGUGUAAAAAAAAUAAAAAGCACAAACAUUGUAUACUGAAAAUAAUAAAAAAUAAUUAUGGU
This is a messenger RNA of Oncorhynchus kisutch (coho salmon), 3154 nucleotides long. Its product is annotated as transcription factor COE3. Gene Ontology annotation, molecular function: DNA-binding transcription factor activity; DNA binding. Bases 52 to 1128 code for a protein of 358 amino acids. The transcript has 9 exons. Gene Ontology annotation, biological process: regulation of DNA-templated transcription. NCBI's taxonomy places the organism in Eukaryota, Metazoa, Chordata, Actinopteri, Salmoniformes, Salmonidae. The record is from RefSeq and is a predicted model, not a curated record.